CUCUGACCAAGUGAUUAAGAUCCUAGGGUGGCCCUUGUACCUAGUACUCACAAACAGAUAGGGUAUGAGGUAGAAACACCUUUGGGGAACACUAUCAGUGAUGAAAGCAGGCAGGCCUGACUCAAGUGGGUUUGGGGUUCAUUUCUAGUUUUGGGCUGCCACUGAUAAUCCAUCCAGUUGACCUGCUCUGUCCACCUCAUUAAUGGGUAUCUGCCUCAUUGGGGUGGAGGGGACUGUGUUAGUUUUAUGAUAAUUGCCUAUCGGUGGCAAAUAGUCAUGAUGAGACGUGAGGAGGUGAACAGAGACUGGGAGCAACUACGCAAGAAUGUGUGGCUGUGGGAGGUGCUCAGAUACACAGGAAAUGAGGUGAGGAGCUCACCAGCCGCCCACAAAGACCUUCCUGGCUGUCCUAGACAGGGCCAAGCAGCAACCUCACGGUGGCCUUGGUAAGUACUGCCCCCAUUCUCCAUCCUGGGCCAGUCCCCAAGCCUCUCCGUGCCCUGGGGUCUGGGAGGGAUAGGUCCUGCCUGGUCAGGAGAUUGAGACCUGGCUGUAGCCAGGUUAGUGAACUCGGCCCCCUCUGUGCAAGAUGUCUACACGCCAAGCUUGAACAGACAGGCCCUUACCUCAGAAGACUGUUCACCCUCAUUUUGCUCACCCUGAACUCUUAGGUGAGCCCCUAAUCAGCUCUUAUAAGGGCAACUCUAGGAAAAGCAGGGAUCCUGGGAAGGGAGGAGUAGGGUAGGGAUACUUUGCCUUCAUAGCAGCUCUUUCUGUUCAGUGGCCCCCCCAACUGCUUAGCUUCUGUAGUGAGUAGUCUAGGAACAUCACCUGACACAAGGGGUCACUCCUGGGCAGUGGUGGCUGGAGGUGAGGUCUGUGGUCUGUGGCUCAAAGUCAGAGUGAUAUCAGAGAUUUCCCCCAGGUAAUGAGUUUGAGCUACAGUGAGUACAGUAUAGCCUUGUUCAGGUCAUAGCUGCCCCUGGCCAUGCUCCUCCAUUUCCAUAGACAUCUCUGAUAACUAAAGGAACCCUAGCCAGAGGGUUCAGUGGGUGCCCAUAGGGCAGGGCAAAAACGUAAGGCCUGGGGGUUUCCGGUGUGCUGAGUCAGCCAGGGAGGGAGGAAGAACCCACCAGCUGGGCAAGAUCUCAAGUAGAGCUGCAGGUGUGCACUGCUUCCCCAGUCAGCCCCCAGCGCUCAUUUUUUCUGUCCUCAGGUCCCUCCUCCCUGCUUUACAAGAUGAGGCCAUCAGUGCCUUCAGCCCCACUAGCCCUCUGGGUCAUGGGGUGCUUCUCCCUGCUCCUCUGGCUGUGGGCACUGUGCACAGCCUGCCACAGGAAGCGGGUUCAAAGGCAACAAACUGAGCUACAGGGCAGUUUGAUACCAGUGGAAAUGUCACUGCUGAGACAGACCCACCUCUGCUCCCUCAGCAAGUCUGACACCAGAUUGCAUGAGCUUCACCAAGGCCCACGCUGCAGCAUAGCCCCACGGCCUGCUAGCAUGGAUCUCCUGCAUCCACACUGGCUGGAGGUAUCCAGGGGCAGCACCAGGUCUCAAGUAACUCCCUCUGCCUUCCCACCUCAGCAGCUGCCCAGGGCCCCUCCUGCUGCCCUUGCAACUGCACCUUCUACUAGCCCCGAGGCCACUUAUUCCAAUGUGGGGCUGGCUGCGAUUCCCAGGGCCAGCCUGGCUGCUAGCCCUGUGGUAUGGGCUGGAACACAGCUGACCAUUAGCUGUGCCAAGCUUGGGCCUGGGGCCGAGUAUGCCUGCAUCCAGAAGCGCAAAGAGACAGAGCAGGGCUACCAAGAAUUACAGCAGAAGGCUAAGGUGAUCCCAGCUACUCAGAUGGAUCUCCUGUACUCCAGGGUCUGCAAGCCUAAAAGGAGAGACCCAAGACCUGACACAGAUCAGCCGGACCCCCAGGGUGGGAGAGCAAUUCUGGCCCUUGGGAGUGAUGUGGAAUAUGAGGCCAUCACUCUCAGGGGCCAGGAUAUGAACCAAGAUCCCUUAGAAAAUGUGUAUGAAAGCAUCAGGGAGAUGGGCCCCUGAGAAGUUGAGGCCGUACAUCCUGUUUAUUAACAUGAGCUGACAUAGUAAGGGUACCAAGGCUUCUGCCUCGGCAGUGUUUGAUUACAGAUCCUUCUGUGUCCUUACACCCCCACAGCUGACAGCACAAAUUUCAGGUCCAGUCCUUGUGGCCUAAUUAAAUCUCUGUCACAUAA
Peromyscus maniculatus bairdii (prairie deer mouse) is the source of this 2222-nucleotide messenger RNA. RefSeq names its product Lck interacting transmembrane adaptor 1 (gene Lime1). Gene Ontology annotation, molecular function: protein kinase binding. Lineage: Eukaryota; Metazoa; Chordata; Mammalia; Rodentia; Cricetidae. Gene Ontology annotation, cellular component: B cell receptor complex. Gene Ontology annotation, biological process: B cell receptor signaling pathway; T cell receptor signaling pathway. The record is from RefSeq and is a predicted model, not a curated record.